AUGUGUAUAGCUCUAAGACGAAUGUUUUGUUUUGCUUUUUUUGCAGAAAUCAUCGUCAGCGCUACAGCCGAAAUUCGUAAUCACACAAUGAGGAUUUUGACGAUCGCCUGGAUUUUGGUUGUGGUCACGUGGUGCUGCGACAGCGCCGUUAUCUAUGACCCGGUGGUUCAAAACACCCGUUACUAUGAGCCCAGAAUUCAGGACUUGGAGCUUCUCGACAAAAACUUUUUUGACAUGGCUGCGAUCGAAAAGAGGAACGGCGCAAUGCAAGGUGAAUCACCGAGAAGUCGCCCUAGUUUGUCCAUCGUCAACUCACUGGACGUCCUCCGACAAAAAUUAAUGUAUGAGGUGGCGCGGCGACACGUAGAUGAGAAUCAGAAAGUGCUGUCGCAAAACCACCAGAUACUGAAAAACUUAGGAAAGCGGUCACUGUUUCCUUUUAUCGAAGUACCACGGAGGUACAACGUAUUUCGUAUAUAA
This is a messenger RNA of Macrosiphum euphorbiae (potato aphid), 480 nucleotides long. The record is from the annotation of a GenBank genome assembly. Lineage: Eukaryota; Metazoa; Arthropoda; Insecta; Hemiptera; Aphididae.